GCGAAAUGGGCCUCUGCAGUGGCCUCGCGCCGUGACCCCUCACGGUUCAUCCCGCAGACGAUUGCGCACCGAGGCUUCAGGGCCUCGUUCCCGGAGAACAGCAUGGCGGCGUUCCGGGCGGCGGUCGAGGUUGGCGCGCAUGCGCUGGAGACGGAUGACCCUUCGCUCAAGAGAUGCUUCGGCGUCGAUCUGCUCAUCAAGGACUGCACCUGGUCCUAUCUGUCCAGCCUUCGCACUCUCAAGCAGCCCCAUGAGCCGCUGCCUAGACUGGUGGAUUUGCUAGAGUACCUUGUUUCAGGGCCGGAAACGGAGAAUAUUUGGGUCUUGCUGGAUAUCAAGGACCUCCUGCAGGCCAUCGCCUGUGCCCUCACAGAAGUCUCAUCCGCAACGCCAUGGGACGAGCGCAUCAUUAUAGGAUGCUGGAACAAAACCCAACAGGCAACCUUCAUGAAAGCCGCCCUCGCCCUCCUCCCCGGCUACCCCCUCGCCCACAUCUCAACCUCCCUCUACUACUCCCGCCACUUCCUCCCCAUCCCCAACCUCGCCUUCAACAUGUUCCAGCUCCUCCUCGUCGGGCCCCUCGGCAGCUGGUUCCUCACCAACGCAAGGGCCGCCGCCCGCCCCGUCUUCGCGUGGACCGUCAACAGCCCAAAGUGGAUGGAGUGGUGCAUCCGCAGAAACAUCUCCGCCACUCCUUCUCUCCCCUCCGCCUCAUCCUCGUCUUCUUCCCUCUCAGAAGACCCCAAGCUCACCUCCACUCCCACCUCCUCCCCGGUCCUCAUCGACGGCGUCAUCACCGACGACCCAAAGCUCUUCCUCCAGGUCUGCUCCCGCGUCGAAGACGACCUCGACGGCAAACCGACUUCCUCCGCCGUCACCCGCCGCCCCAACCUCAGCGUCGUCCUCGGCUCGCUGACCUCCGGCCUCGGCACCACCUGCGGCAUCCUCUUCAUCAACGUCUUUGCCACCAGCUUCUUCUGGUAUAGGAGGCUCCAGGGCAGGGUGGACAAGUUUGACGUUGGCUUUUUCAAGAACUUUCAGGGUUAA
Messenger RNA from Trichoderma virens Gv29-8, 1047 nucleotides. RefSeq lists its product as uncharacterized. Gene Ontology annotation, biological process: lipid metabolic process. Lineage: Eukaryota; Fungi; Ascomycota; Sordariomycetes; Hypocreales; Hypocreaceae. The annotation marks the transcript as partial. The record is from RefSeq and is a predicted model, not a curated record. Gene Ontology annotation, molecular function: phosphoric diester hydrolase activity. The transcript has 4 exons.